Striga asiatica is the source of this 960-nucleotide messenger RNA. NCBI's taxonomy places the organism in Eukaryota, Viridiplantae, Streptophyta, Magnoliopsida, Lamiales, Orobanchaceae. The record is from the annotation of a GenBank genome assembly.
AUGAGCCACAAACGUUUGAAAAACGACGCUCCCAGCGUUCGGGAACUCGCGGGCCCCGCUGCUGGCGAGCCUCAUCCCGAGCGGCUCCACCGCCCUUGCCAUACCCCUCCACACCCUAUUCCUAACCCCGGGCCCUGCCGUGGUCGACACCGACAUCUUCCCGGGCCCGAAUAUCCCGACCACCCUCUUCAAAACCUCAAGAACAUUCCCGUCCCUAGAGGACCCCACGCACUCGAAGCUCGCGUAGCUGAACCCGUCCUCGGGCGUCACGUGUAUCGUGGAGUAUCGGUCGAGAUUCAUCCCGUUCAUCGAGUAUCCGCAAGGGUCGAACGCGUAAUCGCAAACGAGGGCGUUUCCAUCAAUUUUGUCGAUCCCGGAAGUCCUCGUCAUCUCUCUCCCGGCCGAGUCCCCUUUCCCCCCGUCGAACCGGAAAAAGUUCCGGGCGAUGGUGGGGUCCAGUUCGGUCAUGCAGAUCUCGACGGUGUAGGAAUCGUCUACGCUGAGGUCCACCGGUACUGGCUGGUCGCCAUGGAAAGCGGUGAAAACGUGCCACUUGUGGUUGGAUUUAGAGUUCAUUGUGGUGGCCUUCUUGUGGGUGAGGGUUGGGCGAGGGGGAAAAUGAAGCUGCCGCGGGUGUACCUACACCCGAGUAGGGUGAGGCCUAAUGAGAGGCCGUGGUCGAUAAAAGGGCAGACGGACUUGAGGAGCUGGGUGGUCCCACACGUCUUUAUGAUGAUUUUGGUGGGGUACACGAAGAGACUCGACUCCGAGAGGACGUACGAGUCGAAGUGGGGGUUGCCGACCGCGGAGACUACGGUGCAUUGCACCGCGUGCAAUACUUUCUCGAGGGAGGGGAAGUCGAGCUGGCGGAGGCCCAAGGAGGCGGGGUCGUCCCCCGAGAAGUGGAUUUCGAGCCUCUUCUCGAACCCUUCGAAUCCGGAGACUGCCAUGUGUAGAUAG